CUGUACCAACAACGCAGUCAUUUCAAAAUCGGAAAAAGCGUCUCUAUUACGGAUCACCAGAAAAAAGCUCGAGCAGUUGAACGACGCGACUCAUAAAGUGAAAAUCGAAUAUCUGCACUUCGGAAGAGAAUAGAUAAAUUUUCCAUAGACGCAUAGUGGAAAUAUUUAGAUUUGAAAAUCUGCACGGUUUUCAUUUUAUAAAAUUCCAAAAAAAUAUUAAUUUUUUGUUGUGAAUAAAACUUAAUUUGUUUAACAAAAAAAAUCACAAAAUGCAAGUUUUCGAUAAUAAUUUGCGUCGUGCUUCAAGGCGUGCUUCAUUGCGCCGUGGGUCGAUUUCAGCGCUACCACAAAAGUCUGCCGAAAUUCCAUGGGAUAUACUAGAACGUCUAUUUAUGCCCUUUCUCUUCUGUCACGCAGCAGCUCUAAUUAUUUCAACACUUCUUCACGCUUUCAAUAUAUCACAUGUGUCCACAUUUGCAGUGUUCGUUUGGUUUGUUUUGUCAACAGCUGGCGCUGUGCUCUUCUAUCACUUCGUUAAGGUAAGUACAAAC
Messenger RNA from Teleopsis dalmanni, 551 nucleotides. RefSeq lists its product as uncharacterized. The annotation marks the transcript as partial. NCBI's taxonomy places the organism in Eukaryota, Metazoa, Arthropoda, Insecta, Diptera, Diopsidae. The record is from RefSeq and is a predicted model, not a curated record. The transcript is spliced from 3 exons.